GAGACGCCGGCCUUAUAUCUCCAAGCGCUCCAGUCGCCUGGCAAGACCAACUGUGUAGCACUAGCAUCCAGCCUCGCCAGAUUCAAGUCCAGGACCAUCAUGUGGUGCAGAGGAACUUCAGGAGUCGUCAAAGUGCCAGGUGCGGUAUCCGGUCAUCUCUGCGUGUGCUCCCUCCUAAAUGUCCAGGGCCACAUGGUGACCAUAUACGAAGAGCAAAACCCGACUCUACGUCCCGAAAUGACCAUGCCCUCGCAUGGUAUCGGCCCCAAGACGUCAGGUCCUCAAUCAAAGACGGGGCCGACUAGGGAAAAAAGAUCGGCAUGGACAUGGGUAGAGUGA
Aspergillus vadensis CBS 113365 is the source of this 339-nucleotide messenger RNA. RefSeq lists its product as uncharacterized. The transcript has a single exon. Lineage: Eukaryota; Fungi; Ascomycota; Eurotiomycetes; Eurotiales; Aspergillaceae. The annotation marks the transcript as partial. The record is from RefSeq and is a predicted model, not a curated record.